Messenger RNA from Pseudopodoces humilis (Tibetan ground-tit), 2953 nucleotides. RefSeq names its product TDP-glucose 4,6-dehydratase (gene TGDS). Lineage: Eukaryota; Metazoa; Chordata; Aves; Passeriformes; Paridae. Gene Ontology annotation, biological process: nucleotide-sugar metabolic process. Gene Ontology annotation, molecular function: dTDP-glucose 4,6-dehydratase activity. The record is from RefSeq and is a predicted model, not a curated record.
CGGACGAUGUCGGGGCGGGCGGGCCCCGCGGCGCCGCCGGGGUUUGAGAAGCGGGUUCUGGUGACGGGCGGCGCCGGCUUUAUUGCUUCACAUGUAGUCGUCUCUCUUGUGAAAAACUAUCCAAACUAUCUGAUUAUAAAUCUGGAUAAGCUCGACUACUGUGCAAGCUUGAAGAAUCUUGAAACUGUCUCUGGGAAGGAAAACUACAAGUUUAUCCAGGGAGAUAUUUGUGAACCUGAUUUUAUAAAGCAACUCUUUGAAACUGAGAAAAUAGAUAUAGUUCUUCAUUUUGCAGCCCAAACACAUGUAGAUCUUUCAUUUUGGCAUGCGCUGGAAUUCACCUAUGUGAAUGUUUACGGCACCAAUGUGCUGGUUGCUGCUGCACAUGAAGCCAAUGUGGAGAAGUUUGUCUAUGUUAGUACAGAUGAAGUAUAUGGAGGUAGCACUGAUGAGGAAUUUGAUGAAUCCUCACCAAAACGUCCAACAAAUCCCUAUGCCUCCUCUAAAGCAGCUGCAGAGUGUUUUGUUCAGUCUUACUGGGAAAGGUACCAAUUUCCAGUUGUCAUCACACGGAGCAGUAAUGUUUAUGGACCACAUCAGUAUCCAGAAAAAGUUAUUCCAAAGUUUAUAUCUUUGUUGCAACAGAAUAGAAAAUGCUGUAUUCAUGGUUCUGGACUUCAGAGAAGGAAUUUCCUUUAUGCAACUGAUGUGGUAGAAGCAUUCCUUACUGUCCUGAAAGAGGGGAAACCAGGUGAAAUUUAUAACAUUGGAACUAACUUUGAGAUGUCCAUUGCCCAGCUUGCUAAGGAGCUAAUCCAUUUAAUAAAGAAGACGAGUUCAGAGUCUGAAAUGGAGCACUGGAUGGAUUAUGUUAAAGACAGGCCUACAAAUGAUCUCCGGUAUCCAAUGAAUUCAGAAAAAAUGCACAACUUAGGAUGGAGACCUAAAGUGCCUUGGAAAGAAGGAAUAACGAAAACAAUUGAAUGGUACAGAGAAAAUUUCCACAACUGGAAAAACUCGGAGAAAGCUUUGGAGCCCUUUCCUGUAACAGACUCGUUCGCCCAGCUCAGUGGUCCAUAGUGUGGAACAGAACCUGAAGGAGUUUUUUCUACCUCAUAUGGUCUUUUCUUCAAAGCCUGCAAUCAAGUGGCCACAUUAGACUUUUAAUGUGUUCAAGAUACAUGAACCAUGAUGAGUAAAGAAACACAGUAUGGCACAACUUUGGAAUGGUUUCAGCACUUUAUAACUUGAACCUCUUAGUUUCAGCUUUCAGUGCAAUACUCUCAUCUCACUAGGUAUUGAUUUAAAAAAACCUGUACGGAUUGAAGAAUAUUUAUAAUGUUAUAAAUUAGUGUACUGAAGUAAAAUCUGCCUUAUUAAGAAUAAUUAACUGUGAUUGCAGCUUUUGGGACUUGGAGUUAAAUUUGUUUUUGUUUUGGAAUUAUUCAUCUGUAUUAGUUUGUUUUUACAGUGUAAUAUAUAUAGUUUUUUGUCACUUCAAAGAGUUGGGUUUUAUUUUUAAUCAAGGGGAGAAAUUGCAUAUUUUUUGAGUCUAUAAAUUGAUUGACAAAAGUUGAAUACAACACCUGUAUUAUUCUGUCCAUUUCUCUGUUGGUUCACUAUUAGCUUUUGUAGAUGACUGAUUAAACUUACCUACUCUGUAACUUUAAAAGCCCCUUUUUAAGGGGAACAAGGGGGUAAAUAUAUCAAGAAGUAGCAGGUGUUCUUGUUGAGAUUUCCAGAAGCAUUUCCUUAAACUUUCUCCUGUUUUUACUGUGUUACUGUCUGUUACAUGUUAAUUCCCUUUUCUGAGCUAUAAUUGUAACAAACUUGAAAUACUGGAGCACAGUUAACAUUCCAAUGACAUUAUUUCCUGUGAUACGAAGGCUACUUAUGGAGAAAAAUUUUUAAAACUCUUCUUUUUCUGUGAAUUGUGGGUUGGCAGACCUUAAUGCAGUGUUUCAUCAUUUUUUCUGUAAAAAAUAUUUUGAAGAUAAAACAAUAUUUGAGUUUUAAUACAAAAUUUGGAAAAAACUCUUUAAUUCUAGAAAUAUGUCAAUGACUUUUGUUCAAAGUUUAUUUAGUAAUAAAUAUUACGGUAUAACUGGUUUCUCUUAAUUAAGAAAAACAUGCUGAAAAAGUAGAUGGUGGGUUUUUCUAAAGAAAUAUUUCUUACCUCUUCCACUAACCUGAAAAAAUACCUUCACUUUUUUGUCUUUGAGGUGAUAUGGCAAACAUAAAAAGGGACCACUCUUCUUGGUUUUAUCAUUUCAUCUUCUGUAGUUAUCACAGCCUCUGAAUCCUCUGUGACCCCUCGGCAGAGCUGUGGGAGUCACAGGACUGGGAUGCUGUGGUGUACUCAGAAAAAGCUGUGACUUCCAAAGAGUCUCAGUAACUGGGAGCUAGCUCUUGAAACACAAGUGUUCCCAACUCUCCUACCUCUUGUGGUGCAUGGUGCUGUUGAUGAAAUGCCACUUUUGGUUGGCAAGAGUCACUCUAAAAGAAGGCUAACCAGGAAGUUUCUGUGCUUACUGCAGUGCAAGUCUUUUAAAGUCUUGGAGCCUGUUAUUGAAGGUUAGUUUUCUGUGACAAAGUGGGAUAAUAAUACUAGAAUUGUGUGGCAGUUAUAUUUUUUAGGCUUCUGAUACUUGAUUUGGAAGUAAAAGCCUCCAUUUGGGACAGAUAGAAGCUACAGGACUGCCUAUGUAAUGAUCUGUCACAUACUUGGUUAAUCUAUGGAUUUAUCAUCUAUGGAUGAAUUACUGAAAUGUCAUUGUCAAAAACAUUUUGCUGAUUACAUUCAGAUAUUUCCUUAAUUUUUAUAGUUGAAAUAUAACUUCCUUACAAUGUGCAUCAUUCCUUAGAAUAUCCAGCUUACUGUUCUGGAUUUUGCAAAAGUCAGUACCAGAAAUAGCUAAAGUGCUGGAAAGAUCUGUCUUAGCUGUAUUUGUGA